UCUGUUUGUGUUGGUGUUAUUUUUCACGGAAAUAUUUAUUUUUUAAAAUAAAUUUCAUUUACUUUUAAAGACGUAAAAAUCGUGCUGUAAUAUAUGUACCUAAUAAAAAUAUACGCAUUUUCUAAGGAAUUAUGACCUCUAAAAAUGUAGCAUACUUUUUAUCAGUUGGCACAAUCGGCCUCCUAAUUUAUGUCAUGUACGGUCACGAUCUCAUCUUUUCGAAGCCACGCUUACCACUUUAUUUAAUUCGUGAAGAAACCGACCGUCUAAACAAGUUGCAUGUGAGAUGGGGAAACCACUCCGAAGGAAGAAACUACACGACGACGCUGGUGACCGCUUUCUUCGGCAUGGAGAAGGCGAAACACAGUCUGGAAGAGUAUAAAGUCUGGCUGAAAAAUUUUCUCGGUCAGGUGGAUACACCGAUCGUGAUAUUUACUCAGCCCAAAUUUAAAGAUCUGAUGGUCCAAGUUCGGAACGGCAGGCCGACACAUUUCGUACUUUACAACGAAAUUUGGGACGUCCCCUGGCUCCUUGAACCCCACUCUUUGCACGACGAUUACCACAAAAUGCAUGCAAUAGAUCCGGAAAGAUCUCGACAUUCUCCCGAAUUGUACGCCGUGUGGAACUCAAAACCCUGGUUUCUCCAGACCAUGUCGGAACUUAAUCCGUUCAAUUCGACGUAUUUUUACUGGAUGGAUGUCGGCUGUGUGAGAGAGUCGGACAUUAAGUUAGGAAAUUAUCCAAAUCUGGAAAGAUCUCUGGAAGUCUUUGGAGAGGAUGAGAGAUCGGAGAAUUACAAGAAACUUAAUAUUUUUACGGUCGGAAGAUUUCCCAACUACAAACCACCCCCGGACUCCAACACAUUUGAGGAAAUGGCAGAGAUGGACUUCGUAAUAGGGACGUUCUUUGGAGGAACGGUGUACUCAAUUAAUUGGUUCAGUAGAACAUUUUACGCCAUCCAUGAUGUUCAAUUGAGCCUGGGCGAGUUUGUCGGGAAGGACCAAACGUUAUACAACUGGAUAGCGACGCAAUACCCGGACCGAUUUCGGGUAGUUUGUAGCUGUCAACAAAUCCUAUGGAAUUGUAGGAGUGGGUGGUUCUACUUUCAAGAAUGGUAUGCCGGAGAGGACGUGGCAAACGAGGAUUGCAGAAGUGCCCCUGUGUCAAAUAUGACGGAUUUCUUACUGCUAGACGAUGACUAAAAAUGUUUAUAAAUAUGUAUUUAUGACUUACCGUAAAACCUCUAUUUAUAGCCCUCUUCUAAUUAAAGCCGAUCUCCAAAUAUAGCCGGGUCUAGAGACCAAGAUUUCAAAAUUUUAGCCGGGUCUCUAAUUAUAGCCGGGUCCCCAAUUAUAGCCGGGUCUCUAAUUAUGACCUGUCUUGUCCUCUGUGUCCCUGUUCAUAGUCCAUUAAAGAAAAAUGUUGCACAUUAUGCAAAUCAACGAAUAAGUUGAACUACUAAUUUUUUCCUAUUAAUUUCAGGUUAAUAAUGGAUAUAAUCAUGACAGAAAAUUUAAAAAAACCUGCUAAACUUCGUUUCAAGAUGGUAAUUAAAAGUGACUGGGUUACUUAUGGCUUAUCUUGCUAAAUUAGAAAACUCAAAUUGAG
Folsomia candida is the source of this 1608-nucleotide messenger RNA. RefSeq names its product protein HtrL. The transcript has 4 exons. The record is from RefSeq and is a predicted model, not a curated record. NCBI's taxonomy places the organism in Eukaryota, Metazoa, Arthropoda, Collembola, Entomobryomorpha, Isotomidae. The coding region runs from base 132 to 1202 and encodes 356 amino acids.